CGCUGGGAGCGGCCGGGAUUUACCGUGGUGGCGGUGGGCGCUGAGCGGCGGGGGAGCCGGGCGUCCCCGGGGCCGCCGCCUCUCGGGCUGAGCCCCCCCGCCCGGACCAUGGCCGACGACGACGUGCUGUUCGAGGACGUGUACGAGCUCUGCGAGGUGAUCGGCAAGGGUCCCUUCAGCGUCGUGCGGCGAUGCAUCAACAGGGAGACGGGGCAGCAGUUCGCCGUCAAGAUCGUCGAUGUAGCAAAAUUCACUUCAAGUCCUGGAUUAAGCACAGAAGAUCUGAAGAGAGAAGCCAGUAUUUGUCACAUGCUGAAGCAUCCUCACAUUGUUGAACUGUUGGAGACAUACAGCUCAGAUGGAAUGCUUUAUAUGGUCUUUGAGUUUAUGGAUGGAGCAGACCUGUGUUUUGAAAUUGUGAAGAGAGCAGAUGCUGGAUUUGUCUACAGUGAAGCCGUAGCCAGUCAUUACAUGAGACAGAUACUGGAAGCUCUACGUUACUGUCAUGAUAAUAAUAUAAUUCACAGAGAUGUGAAGCCACACUGUGUACUGCUUGCCUCAAAAGAGAAUUCAGCCCCAGUAAAGCUUGGUGGCUUUGGGGUAGCAAUUCAGUUAGGAGAGUCUGGGCUAGUUGCUGGAGGACGUGUAGGAACACCUCACUUUAUGGCUCCAGAAGUGGUAAAAAGAGAACCAUAUGGGAAGCCUGUAGAUGUUUGGGGUUGUGGUGUGAUCCUGUUUAUCCUGCUAAGUGGUUGUUUGCCUUUUUAUGGAACCAAGGAAAGAUUAUUUGAAGGCAUUAUUAAAGGCAAAUACAAGAUGAAUCCUAGGCAAUGGAGCCAUAUUUCUGAAAGUGCCAAAGAUCUGGUGCGCCGCAUGCUUAUGCUGGAUCCAGCAGAGAGGAUAACAGUGUAUGAAGCACUGAAUCACCCCUGGUUAAAGGAGAGAGAUCGCUAUGCAUACAAGAUUCAUCUUCCAGAAACAGUAGAACAGUUGAGAAAAUUCAAUGCAAGACGAAAACUAAAGGGGGCAGUACUAGCAGCUGUGUCAAGCCACAAAUUCAACUCCUUCUAUGGUGACCCUCCUGAAGAGCUGCCAGACUUCUCUGAAGAUCCCACCUCCUCAGGACUUCUAGCAGCAGAAAGAGCAGUCUCACAGGUGCUGGACAGCCUGGAAGAAAUUCAUGCACUUACAGACUGCAGUGAAAAAGACUUAGAUUUUCUUCACAGUGUUUUCCAGGAUCAGCAUCUUCACACGUUACUAGAUCUUUAUGACAAAAUAAACACAAAAUCUUCACCACAAAUCAGGAAUCCUCCAAGUGAUGCUGUACAGAGAGCCAAAGAGGUAUUGGAAGAAAUUUCAUGUUACCCAGAGAACAAUGAUGCAAAGGAGCUAAAGCGUAUUUUAACACAACCUCAUUUCAUGGCCUUACUUCAAACCCAUGAUGUAGUGGCACAUGAAGUUUACAGUGACGAAGCGCUGCGGGUGACGCCUCCUCCCACCUCGCCCUACCUGAACGGGGACUCCCCCGAGAGCGCCAACGGCGACAUGGACAUGGAGAACGUCACGCGCGUCCGCCUGGUGCAGUUCCAGAAGAACACAGACGAGCCCAUGGGAAUCACUUUAAAAAUGAAUGAGCUGAACCACUGCAUCGUGGCAAGAAUUAUGCACGGAGGAAUGAUUCACCGGCAAGGUACGCUACAUGUAGGAGAUGAAAUCAGAGAAAUAAAUGGAAUCAGUGUGGCAAAUCAAACUGUAGAGCAACUGCAAAAAAUGCUUAGGGAAAUGCGUGGAAGUAUUACCUUCAAGAUUGUGCCAAGUUAUCGCACGCAGUCUUCAUCCUGUGAGAGAGAUUCCCCCUCUACAUCCAGACAGUCCCCUGCUAAUGGUCAUAGCAGCACUAACAAUUCUGUUUCGGACUUGCCAUCGACAACACAACCAAAAGGACGACAGAUCUAUGUAAGAGCACAAUUUGAAUAUGAUCCAGCAAAGGAUGACCUCAUUCCUUGCAAAGAAGCUGGCAUCAGAUUCCGAGUUGGUGAUAUUAUCCAAAUCAUUAGCAAAGAUGAUCAUAACUGGUGGCAGGGUAAACUUGAGAACUCCAAAAAUGGUACUGCAGGUCUUAUUCCUUCUCCUGAACUUCAGGAAUGGCGAGUUGCUUGUAUUGCCAUGGAGAAGACCAAACAGGAGCAGCAGGCCAGCUGUACUUGGUUUGGAAAGAAAAAAAAGCAGUACAAAGACAAAUAUUUGGCAAAGCACAAUGCAGUGUUUGAUCAAUUAGAUCUCGUCACAUAUGAAGAAGUAGUAAAGCUGCCAGCAUUCAAAAGGAAAACACUAGUCCUACUAGGUGCCCACGGUGUGGGAAGAAGACACAUAAAAAAUACGCUCAUCACAAAACACCCGGACAGAUUUGCUUACCCCAUUCCUCACACAACCAGACCUCCAAAGAAAGAUGAAGAAAAUGGCAAAAAUUACUACUUUGUAUCACAUGACCAAAUGAUGCAGGAUAUAUCAAACAAUGAAUAUUUGGAAUAUGGCAGCCAUGAGGAUGCAAUGUAUGGGACAAAACUGGAAACAAUACGAAAGAUCCAUGAGCAGGGACUAAUUGCAAUACUUGAUGUAGAACCUCAGGCAUUGAAGGUCCUGAGAACUGCAGAGUUUGCUCCUUUUGUUGUUUUUAUUGCUGCACCUACGAUUACCCCAGGCAUUAAUGAGGAUGAAUCCCUUCAGCGCCUGCAGAAGGAGUCUGAGAUCUUACAGAGAACAUAUGCACACUACUUUGACCUAACAAUUAUCAACAAUGAGAUUGAUGAAACCAUCAGGCACCUGGAGGAAGCCAUUGAGCUCGUGUGUACAGCCUCCCAGUGGGUCCCGGUCUCCUGGGUCUACUAGACCAGGAAUGAGAGAAUCGAGAAAAGAAAAAAUCUGUCAUUACUGGGAACCACCUCAUACAUGGAAAACCUCUUCGUUAUUGACCUUGUGUCAACAGGUCUUGGCCCCUAGAGACUACCUAGAUGUAGUGUGACCUAAAAUAUAAUUAUUGUCAUGUCCGAAUAGAUAGGAGGAGGGGGAAAAAAAGAUGAAACACUAAUUUAAAGAGACAGUAUCUUUUUUUUUAAUCAUUUCUCCUAAACUUUAAUAAAAUGUAUCUUUAAAUGUAUGUACUAUUCAGUCUUUUGGAAUGUUAUAUUUUUGGAAAUCAUAGCUUUUUAUUUCAAGGGCCCCUAAAAACUGCACAAAAUAGAUGCUGCUUUCUAUAAUCUAUUUUAAUAGUAAUAAUAAUAUGAUUCUGUUACCUUAACUUGGGGGUGGAACACUACAUUCUUUUUAGAGUCUGAUUUUAUGGAUUGGAAUACUUUGCUUUCCUUUAUUUAUUUGAAGUAAUUAGUCUAGUGAUUACAAAACAAAUUCAUAAAUUUUAAAGGCCUUUUUUUUUUCAUGCUUUUUUUUUUUCUCUCCUAGGAUAGUAUUUUUAAGUACUUUUUUGUGUAACAUCCAGCUAAUGUGAUACUGUCUCUUUGAAGAACUCUGUAAAAGUUUUAGAAAUUUGAAAUUGGGUCUUGACUCUUAAUGCAUGUGGACAGUCGCAAGCGUUCAUGCCGUUGGUGUAUCUGUGUUGAUAAAACCUGUAAUCUACAGCAAAGUACAUUCCGUUCAUGGGAACACGUACCCAAGGGAAUAAAGCAAAAUAUUAUUCUGACUAAGUUGUAAACCUAUGCACAUCCCUUGCAUUUUGGGCAACUUUCUAAAAAAAAAAAAAAAAAAAAGAAAAACUGAUUUUUAUUAAUAAUAAUCAUGUAGUGAAAUGUGUUUGUAAUUUUGUCUCAAUUUAAUUUGUUGUAAGGUGGGAGGGGGCAAUUACUGGUUUCACCAUUUCAGAUCUGUGUUGUCUGAGAGUAUUAACGUUUUAAUUAAGUUGAAGCAAAGAAAUGCUGAUUUUUAAUAUGUAUGUAAUUGUUUAAAGAUGCACACAUUUUAAAAGAAAAUACUGUGCAAUGAAGAAACCAGUUUAGACAUUGCGAUAAACUGACUAUUCCAAAAGACUCAUCUACAAUAGCCCUGUAAAUUCCUUUAAAAAUGGUAAUUGACUCUACAGUCUGACCAAUUUUUUUUUAUUUUAAAUAUACUUCCUUUUAUGUGUUCAACAAUUAAAUGCUUUUGGGUCCUUCAUUUCAUCACAGGGAGUUUCAAGAGCAAAUCAGUGACUCGUGCAGUGAGGAAAAGUGUCUUCAAGGGAAGCCUUUCUAGGGACACAGCCAUCAGUCUGUCCCAG
Melozone crissalis (California towhee) is the source of this 4270-nucleotide messenger RNA. It is a transcript of the gene CASK, whose product is annotated as calcium/calmodulin dependent serine protein kinase. Bases 109 to 2889 code for a protein of 926 amino acids. Gene Ontology annotation, cellular component: cell-cell junction; plasma membrane; basolateral plasma membrane. Gene Ontology annotation, molecular function: protein kinase activity; signaling receptor binding; ATP binding. Gene Ontology annotation, biological process: regulation of neurotransmitter secretion; protein phosphorylation. The transcript is spliced from 27 exons. Lineage: Eukaryota; Metazoa; Chordata; Aves; Passeriformes; Passerellidae. The record is from RefSeq and is a predicted model, not a curated record.